This is a messenger RNA of Neodiprion virginianus, 875 nucleotides long. RefSeq names its product hemolymph lipopolysaccharide-binding protein-like. Gene Ontology annotation, molecular function: signaling receptor activity. The transcript is spliced from 2 exons. The coding region runs from base 177 to 746 and encodes 189 amino acids. The record is from RefSeq and is a predicted model, not a curated record. Lineage: Eukaryota; Metazoa; Arthropoda; Insecta; Hymenoptera; Diprionidae.
UUUACUCCACAGGCUUAUCUUAUGAGUGAUGGGCAGUUUUUAUCGAAAUUUAUAUAAUGCGCCAGAAAUAGAAUAUUGUGUUACUAGUGCGAAAAGUGGGCGAUUUCGGACGAGUGUGAAGUUUGCAGCGUGACCGAAAGCGAGCGCUGUAUUCCUUAGAGCAUGUAUACUACUAGAUGCAGCUACGCAUCCGAUCAACCUCGCGAAAACUGCAACCGAAAUACACACUCGGGAUUGGUGCUCACAAGUUACAUACCGAAGUCGUGAGCUGGAAUGAUGCCCGGCGGAAUUGUCACGACGAAAAUGCAUCCCUAGUAAUAGUCAACUCCAUAGCCGAGGCAGAACUUAUCGGUCAGCUCAUUAAUCGAGCGGGCAAACAUAACGGUUGGGUUGGUGUCCAUGACUUUUAUCACGAAGGCGAGUUUGUAACUAUCCACGACGAAACGCUGAUCGAAGCUGGAUUUGAAGGGUGGGUACCAGGGGAACCAAACGAUUUAUCGCAAGGCGAAGAUUGUGUCAACGUUCAUACCACUGGCAAGAUGAACGAUGAUAAUUGCAACAGUAAAUUCGUCUACGUUUGCGAAUUACCUCGUGUUCGGUCGAGUGUAGAAAUGAACUGGGUUCAAGCAAGUCCUUCCGAAACGCAGGACCCUGCCGGUACCACAGUAAAUCCUACAGUUCAUCAAUCUGCAGUUAAUAUUCAUAACAUUUUCAAUUUCGUUCCAGUUAAUAAAUGCGAUUCUUGAUGCGAAGAGUAAUUUUUGUAAUCUUCGAAAUAUUCUAUCAAGUUUUUAUACGGCAUGUAACUCUGUAAAGUACAUUACAUGAAUAAAUCAGUAUGUCUGAAUUGGUGAAGGUUUACGAACGAUGCGCAA